CUUGUGUUGCAGAAUAAAUGUUGCAUAGGACGGAUGUUUGUGAAAUGCUUUUUCCAUUUUGUUGAGACGAUAUGAUUGAAUGUAAUGGAAAGCCGGUGAAAAACAAGCUGAAGCUAUCCCAUCAAUGUGCAAACAGCUUUCUGGGUUACAUGUUGGAACUAAGUGAAACAGUGGGGAAAUCAACUUGGCAACAGAUAUCCACAGAUGAUGUCAGACAUUGGUCAGAGUCUUUUGAUGCUCUUCUCUCCCACGAACAUGGCUUGGCAGCCUUUAGAGAAUUUCUCAAGACAGAGUUCAGUGAUGAGAACAUUGAGUUCUGGAUGGCCUGUGAGGACUACAAGAAGAUUACUCCUCCUGCGAAACUGGUGACCAAAGCCAAUACGAUUUAUGACGAGUUUAUCAAUGUUCAAGCACCCAGAGAGAUAAACAUUGACUUCCAUACCAGGGAGGUGACGAAGCAGAACCUCAAGGAGCCAUCUCCAUCCAGCUUCAGUGAAGCACAGGCUAUAGUUUACAGUCUGAUGGAGAAGGAUUGCUACCCUCGAUUCAUACGAUCUAAGAUGUACACAGACUUACUGAAUCAGAAACAGACUGAGUGUCACAUAAAGUCUGAUUUGUACUCUGAAUAA
Conger conger (European conger) is the source of this 629-nucleotide messenger RNA. RefSeq names its product regulator of G-protein signaling 8-like. NCBI's taxonomy places the organism in Eukaryota, Metazoa, Chordata, Actinopteri, Anguilliformes, Congridae. The record is from RefSeq and is a predicted model, not a curated record. Bases 72 to 629 code for a protein of 185 amino acids. The transcript has 5 exons.